Molecule: messenger RNA, 1206 nt
Organism: Leptosia nina
Lineage: Eukaryota; Metazoa; Arthropoda; Insecta; Lepidoptera; Pieridae
Source: the annotation of a GenBank genome assembly
AUGUUUUCAGAUAACCCCUACGACCGAGGAGAGGAUUCAGACACAGCCGGGCGAGGUCGUGGUGCGGGAGCGUUACCAGCUGGAAAAGAGAAACGGAAGCCAUUCUUCAAAAAGCAGGAGGCUUGCACACCUUACGACGUGGUGCCUUCGAUGAGGCCUGUCGUCCUUGUAGGGCCUUCGCUGAAAGGAUAUGAAGUGACAGAUAUGAUGCAAAAGGCUCUCUUUGAUUUUUUAAAGAGACGGUUUGAAGGAAGAAUUAUCAUCACUCGAGUGACAGCUGAUAUCUCACUAGCGAAGAGGUCGUUACUCAAUAAUCCGCCCAAGAAACCUUUGAUGGAUAGAGCCAAUUCGAGAAUGAAUUGCUUGGCUGAAGUUCAGACGGAAAUAGAGCGAAUAUUCGACCUCGCGCGAACGUUACAGCUGGUUGUGCUGGACUGUGACACAAUUAAUCAUCCGUCGCAGCUGGCAAAGACCUCGCUAGCGCCUACCAUCGUGUACCUGAAGAUAUCUAGUCCUAAAGUAUUACAACGAUUAAUAAAAUCUCGAGGGAAGGGCCAAAGCAAAAACCUAUCUGUCCAAAUGGUGGCUGCCGAAAAACUAGCUCAAUGUCCUCAAGAGAUGUUCGACUUAAUUUUAGACGACAAUCAGCUAGAAGAAGCGUGCCAACGCAUCGCGGAUCACUUAGAAGAAUAUUGGAAAGCAACACAUCCGCCAAUCGCACCUGCUGCGCCCCGUCCAGCAGCGCAUGUCUCUCAUGCUGCUACCCCCCACGCCCAACCUGGUUACACCGGCCGUGGUCAAAGGCACUCACAAAUGUACUCAGGUACCAACAGAUGUAAUAUUGAAUGUCGUCUCGUAUACAAGCAUCUGGGCAAGCGCAUUAGCAUCGCAGAAGACCAUUAUAUCCUGUCUACGAACUCCUGUCCAGGUGCACGAUCGCGGGCGGCGCGCCCAGAGCGCUUAGAAGAAGAAUACUAUCCAAGGGAGCAGUAUCACCGGUACCCACGCGACUACCCGCGGGAGUACCACGAGGGUUAUUCACACGAUUACAGGGGAGAGGAGGCGUAUGGCCACGACUACACACGUGACUACGGCAGAGAUUACGCCCGCGAGGGUUAUCCCCGGGAGGAGAGAAGCGCCCGGACGCGCGAACGUGACCCGCCCGAAGAUUACGGGCCUUCGAGACGGGCCCUUAACGCCCUCUAG